AUUAUAACAGCCAAUGCAGCCGCCAUCCACGCACAAGCAAAGAAGCAUGUCCCAUUUAAAUACACCCACGCAGCCCCAGCGCCCUUAGCCGAUCAGGGCGCGCAGCCCACACGCACCAAGGCUCCGGGCUUGGAGAUCCGCGCAGGUCGGGCUCCGGGAUCCCGCGGAUCGACGCUCUCGGAAGAUCGGGAUCGGACUCCUGUUGGGGCCCGGGUGGGCGGGGGAGGCUGGGCCCCGGGCCUCUCUGGCGGACAGCCGCAUGAGGACGCGAGCGAAAUAGACCAGGGUGGAAUUGCCAAGGAAGACGCUUCAGGGUGGUUUUGGUCCAUUUCUGCCGCGAAGAGUCGACAUGGCGAGCGACUCCCCAGCUCGCAGCCUAGAUGAAAUCGAUCUCUCCGCCCUGAGGGACCCUGCAGGGAUCUUUGAGUUGGUGGAACUUGUUGGAAAUGGCACGUACGGUCAAGUUUAUAAGGGUCGUCAUGUCAAAACAGGACAGCUUGCUGCCAUUAAGGUUAUGGACGUCACAGGGGAUGAAGAGGAAGAAAUCAAACAAGAAAUUAACAUGUUGAAGAAAUAUUCUCAUCACAGGAACAUUGCUACAUACUACGGUGCUUUUAUUAAAAAGAACCCUCCGGGCAUGGAUGACCAACUAUGGUUGGUUAUGGAGUUCUGUGGUGCUGGCUCUGUCACUGACCUGAUCAAGAACACGAAAGGCAACACAUUGAAAGAGGAGUGGAUUGCAUACAUCUGCAGGGAAAUCUUACGGGGCCUGAGUCACCUGCACCAGCACAAAGUGAUUCAUCGAGAUAUUAAAGGGCAAAACGUUUUGCUGACUGAAAAUGCAGAAGUUAAGCUAGUGGAUUUUGGAGUGAGUGCCCAGCUCGACCGAACAGUGGGCAGGAGGAACACAUUCAUCGGGACCCCCUACUGGAUGGCACCAGAAGUUAUUGCCUGUGACGAGAACCCAGAUGCCACGUAUGACUUCAAGAGUGACUUGUGGUCUUUGGGAAUCACCGCCAUUGAGAUGGCAGAAGGUGCCCCCCCCCUCUGUGACAUGCAUCCCAUGAGAGCCCUCUUCCUAAUCCCACGGAACCCCGCGCCUCGCCUCAAGUCUAAGAAGUGGUCAAAAAAAUUCCAGUCAUUUAUCGAGAGCUGCUUGGUAAAGAAUCACAGCCAGCGGCCAGCCACAGAACAGUUGAUGAAGCACCCAUUCAUACGAGACCAGCCUAAUGAGAGGCAGGUCCGAAUCCAGCUGAAGGACCACAUUGAUCGAACAAAGAAGAAGCGAGGAGAAAAAGAUGAGACUGAGUAUGAAUAUAGCGGAAGUGAGGAAGAAGAGGAAGAGAACGACUCUGGGGAGCCCAGCUCCAUUCUGAACCUACCAGGAGAGUCAACACUACGGCGGGACUUCCUGAGACUGCAGCUGGCCAACAAGGAGCGCUCAGAGGCCCUGCGGCGCCAGCAGCUGGAACAGCAGCAGAGGGAGAAUGAAGAACACAAGCGGCAGCUACUGGCUGAGCGCCAGAAGCGCAUCGAGGAGCAGAAGGAGCAGAGGCGAAGGCUGGAGGAGCAACAAAGGCGAGAAAAGGAGCUUCGGAAGCAGCAGGAGCGGGAACAGCGCCGGCACUAUGAAGAGCAGAUGCGCAGGGAGGAGGAGAGGAGGCGGGCAGAGCAUGAGCAGGAAUACAUCAGGCGACAGCUAGAAGAAGAGCAAAGACAGUUAGAGAUCUUACAGCAGCAGCUACUGCAUGAGCAAGCUCUACUUCUGGAAUAUAAGCGCAAACAGUUGGAAGAACAGAGACAAGCAGAAAGACUGCAGAGGCAGCUAAAGCAAGAGAGAGACUAUCUGGUUUCCCUCCAGCAUCAGCGGCAGGAGCAGAGGCCCCUGGAGAAGAAGCCUCUGUACCAUUACAAGGAGGGCAUGAGUCCCAGUGAGAAGCCUGCCUGGGCCAAGGAGGUAGAAGAACGCUCAAGACUCAACCGACAGAGUUCACCUGCCAUGCCUCACAAGGUUGCCAAUAGGAUCUCUGACCCCAACCUGCCCCCAAGAUCAGAGUCCUUCAGCAUUAGUGGGGUUCAGCCUGCUCGGACACCCCCAAUGCUCAGAACUGUUGAUCCCCAGAUCCCGCAGCUGGUAGCUGUCAAAUCCCAGGGACCUGCCUUGACCGCUUCCCAGUCAGUGCAUGAGCAACCCACAAAGGGCCUGUCUGGGUUCCAGGAGGCUCUAAAUGUGACCUCGCACCGGGUCGAGAUGCCACGCCAGAACUCCGAUCCCACCUCGGAAAACCCUCCUCUCCCCACACGCAUUGAGAAGUUUGACCGAAGCUCUUGGUUACGACAGGAAGAAGACAUUCCACCAAAGGUGCCUCAAAGAACAACUUCUAUAUCCCCAGCACUAGCCAGAAAGAAUUCCCCUGGGAACGGCAGUGCAUUGGGCCCCAGACUCGGAUCUCAGCCUAUCAGAGCAAGCAACCCCGAUCUCCGCAGGACCGAGCCAGUCCUGGAGAGUUCCUUGCAGCGGACCAGCAGUGGCAGUUCCUCCAGCUCCAGCACUCCCAGCUCCCAGCCCAGCUCCCAAGGAGGCUCUCAGCCUGGAUCACAAGCAGGAUCUAGUGAACGAACCAGAGUUCGGGCCAAUAGUAAGUCAGAAGGAUCGCCCGUGCUCCCCCAUGAACCUUCCAAGGUGAAACCAGAAGAAUCCAGAGACAUCACUCGACCCAGUCGGCCAGCUGAUCUGACGGCAUUAGCCAAAGAAUUAAGAGAACUCCGGAUUGAAGAAACAAACCGCCCUCUGAAGAAAGUGACCGACUACUCUUCCUCCAGUGAGGAGUCUGAGAGCAGUGAGGAAGAAGAGGAAGAUGGAGAGAGUGAGACACAAGAUGGGACAGUGGCUGUCAGUGACAUACCCAGACUAAUCCCCAUGUGUUACAUCCCUCAGACGGCUGAAGAGAAGAAGCGAUCUGGCCACAGUGACAGUAAUGGCUUUGCUGGUCACAUCAAUCUCCCAGACCUUGUGCAGCAGAGCCAUUCACCAGCUGGGACUCCCACUGAGGGGCUGGGCCGUGUCUCCACUCAUUCCCAGGAGAUGGACUCUGGAGCUGAAUAUGGUAUGGGGAGCAGCACUAAAGCCUCCUUCACCCCCUUCGUGGACCCCCGUGUGUACCAGACAUCACCCACUGAUGAAGAUGAAGAGGAUGAUGAGUCUUCAGCUGCUGCCCUGUUUACUAGCGAACUUCUUAGGCAAGAACAGGCCAAACUCAAUGAAGCAAGGAAAAUUUCAGUGGUAAAUGUGAACCCAACAAACAUUCGCCCUCAUAGUGACACACCGGAAAUCAGAAAAUACAAGAAACGCUUCAAUUCAGAAAUACUCUGUGCAGCUCUGUGGGGUGUAAACCUUCUCGUGGGGACUGAAAACGGCCUGAUGCUUUUGGACAGAAGUGGCCAAGGCAAAGUCUACAAUUUAAUCAACCGGAGGCGAUUUCAGCAGAUGGAUGUGCUGGAAGGCCUAAAUGUUCUUGUCACGAUAUCAGGAAAGAAGAAUAAGCUCCGUGUGUACUAUCUCUCAUGGUUAAGAAACAGAAUCCUUCACAAUGACCCAGAAGUGGAAAAGAAGCAGGGCUGGAUCACCGUUGGUGACUUGGAAGGCUGCAUCCAUUACAAAGUUGUUAAAUAUGAAAGGAUCAAGUUCUUGGUGAUUGCCUUAAAGAAUGCAGUAGAGAUAUAUGCGUGGGCCCCUAAACCUUAUCAUAAGUUCAUGGCAUUUAAGUCUUUUGCAGAUCUUCAGCAUAAGCCUCUGCUCGUUGACCUCACAGUAGAAGAAGGUCAAAGGUUAAAGGUCAUUUUUGGCUCACAUACUGGUUUCCAUGUAAUUGAUGUUGAUUCUGGAAACUCCUACGAUAUCUAUAUACCAUCCCAUAUUCAGGGCAAUAUCACUCCUCAUGCUAUCGUCAUCUUGCCUAAAACAGACGGAAUGGAGAUGCUCGUCUGCUAUGAAGACGAGGGGGUGUAUGUGAACACCUACGGCCGGAUCACUAAGGAUGUGGUGCUCCAAUGGGGAGAAAUGCCCACAUCUGUGGCCUACAUUCAUUCCAAUCAGAUAAUGGGCUGGGGCGAGAAAGCUAUUGAGAUCCGGUCAGUGGAAACAGGACAUUUGGAUGGAGUGUUUAUGCAUAAACGAGCUCAAAGGUUAAAGUUUCUAUGUGAAAGAAAUGAUAAGGUAUUUUUUGCAUCCGUGCGAUCUGGAGGAAGUAGCCAAGUGUUUUUCAUGACCCUCAACAGAAAUUCCAUGAUGAACUGGUAACAGAAGAGCACUUGGCACUUAUCUUCAUGGCGUUAUUUCUAAUGUAAAAGAACAUAACUCAUGUGGACGUCUGCCAGUCUAGAGGCAGAAUCAGAAGGCCUGGUUGAACAUACUGCUCUCUCCGUUUCCUCUCCCUCCAUCUCUCCCAAUAUAGUCCUUUUUGGUGUUGCAGCCUGGUUGAGAAGGAGAGAAAGAGGUGGCGGGAAUGGCUGGGCAAGCAAUUCUGAGGAUGCUGCAUUGUCUGUGGACAGAGAUGGACCGUGUGCCCUUCGGAGUUAGGGAUAGAGACAAAUAUUGUGUGCUCUUAUGAUUAAGCUGUGUUUAUGCUGGUUUUUCAGUUCUUUUUUGUUAGAUUUUUUUAACUUUUUUUCCCCCUUUACCACCUUACUUUGUAAGAAUAGGGGGAAAUGCUCACUGGGAACUUAAUCUUUUAAAAUUCUGUCUGCCUGUUAGCUUUAAGUAUAUGGUAUGUUGUAAAUUUUCCAACUCCCAGUAGUGAGAAACAGCGCAAUAAAGGGACCCUAUCUCCCUGUACUGAAGGCCAUAACCACACAGUGGGGUAAUUUAAGAAUUUUCUUGCCUUCACUAACCCAAGAGGCUGUUUUUAUUUUGUUUUGUUUUGUUUUGUCUUUUUUUUUAAAUUACUACUGGCUAAUGAAUUUUUGAAAGAGAAGCAAAAUAGCUGGUUUUCUCCUCUCUGGAGAAAUAGAUUUUAAAUGGCUAAACUAUUAGCCUUAAUCUAAUAAAAUCAACUACUGCUCUAGUGAGUCUGUCAGGCCAUAUUUUGAUAUGGCCCUUUCUGGAAUGGAGGAUGUUGAAUGGAACAGAGAUGCCAUUGAGUUGAGUGGGCUUGUGACUGGGGAGGGACUCUGGGAUGCAACUGUCCCUCAGUUAUUAUGCAACAGAUCAGGGCAAAAGAUGGGAUGACAGGUGGGUCACCCAGAAGGAGCUUCUGAGAAAUGAGCUAAUAUGUCUAUGUAAAUACACACAUGUCCUUUCUUCAAGGCACAAAGCCUCCUUGUUAAAAGGUCCCUUCAUUUGGUCUUUGUUAGGACUGCAACUGAUUGAGAGCUUUCCCAGAGCUGGAGGUUACACAACAUGCUCUGGAAACCCUCCUGAGGGUGCCACUUUUUCAACAUAAAAACUGUGAUGGAAAAGAAUUACUAAUAAAUGUUUCUGAGCUGCCUGUGUUCUUACUGGGUCAAGGGACUAGACUUGCAAGCCUGCUAUGGAUACAGCAGGCACCAAUAGCUCAGAUUUUAGGGAACCUAAAGGCAAGGCUUUGACAAAAUUAUAAGACUCUAAUCAUGUUAUGUUCCUCCAAACUUCCCAACAUACUGUUAACAACAUCCGUGCAGAGAUGUGUAUGUAUUUAGUUCAGGUUGACUUGUGUCCUUAUAGAAACCCUUACUGAAUGAUUUGAUCCUUUAUGUGACUGACUGGGAUUUUCCCCAAAGCUAUAAGCAUGGCUGCCUAUGGUAUCCAGGUGUUGCGAAACGGUAUCUGUGCUGUGCUUCCUGUUUUAACCUACCUCGUUUUGUUUGUUUUUGUUUCUCUGUUCAUCACAGCAGUGUUAUCUCCAGGAGACAUAUAGAGAGCUCACCCGGCAAUCUCAACUGUAUUGAACAUUUUCAAAACAGUAGUUGACCAAAUUGUUCUUUAAAAAUUGGAGGGAGAAAAAAAAUCUCCAAUGACAAAAUCCUAAUGUGGGUUGUUUUUAAAGAAUGCAAUUACUGUAAAUGAAUCAAAAAAGAAAGACAAAAACUGUGACUCACCUGGUUUUGCCUAAACAAAUGAGCAGCUGAUGUACUAUUAAUGAGAACGUAACAUAUGUUAGGAAAACGGUACCUCUUUAAUCUGGUGGUUGGCCAAAGGGGAUGAGAAAGGGAAAUAUUCUGAGUUCUGGACUAGGUGAAUCUGUAAUCCCCAAAGGUGAUUAUUGUUUGCAGUUAUCUGAAGCAGGUAACACACAGAACUGUAGUGAGGGUGGUCUUCAAGAGAUCACCUGGAUGUGCCCAUCAUGGUUCCUCUAGCUCUCAAAGGCAAUGAAAUUUUCCCGUUCUCAUUUUUACUGCUGGAGUUACGCUGCUGAACAACAUUGUCUUCAAGAAAUUCCACGGGACAAAUUCAGCAAUAGCUCUGGGUUCAAUUUAGUAACUAUCAUAAUUGGAUGCUGAUGUGGACAAAAAUAAUAUGGAUUUGGGUCUUGUAUCCAAAUGUGAUUGCCACCAGCUCUUUAUAUUGCUGCUGUGAUGUUUUGAACCUGAGGCUUCUUUAAAUUAUGUUGCAAACUGAACUUUGUUUUAAUGUUUUGUUUUGUUCUUAUUUCUAAGUGAUACAUCUGAAACACACAGCUUUAAAUGAUUUUUUUAUUAUGGGACUUUGGGUACAGUUAAGAAAUAAAAGGGAAUCAUUGUGUUUAAACAUAAGGUAGUUUGUGAAUGUAUUUUUUAAAAUCUAGAUUCAUUGGAACAAGAAAAUCAUAAGAAAACAUAUUAAUGCCGUCUUGUUUACAGUAUGUACAGUGACAUAACAUUACAUGAGCUUUUUCUGGUGCCAACAAAAUAAAACACAGACGUUAAACAUCGA
Molecule: messenger RNA, 6889 nt
Organism: Grammomys surdaster
Lineage: Eukaryota; Metazoa; Chordata; Mammalia; Rodentia; Muridae
Gene: Tnik
Product: TRAF2 and NCK interacting kinase
Exons: 31
Coding region: 350-4300 (1316 amino acids)
Biological process (GO): protein phosphorylation
Molecular function (GO): ATP binding; protein kinase activity
Source: RefSeq, a predicted model, not a curated record